This is a messenger RNA of Chaetomium globosum CBS 148.51, 549 nucleotides long. RefSeq lists its product as uncharacterized. The transcript has 2 exons. Lineage: Eukaryota; Fungi; Ascomycota; Sordariomycetes; Sordariales; Chaetomiaceae. Bases 1 to 549 code for a protein of 182 amino acids. The record is from RefSeq and is a predicted model, not a curated record.
AUGGGAACCCGCUGCAGGGCCUCGGGAGCGCGGUGGUAUUCAGACGGGCCUGAAGCAAAGAUACGGGCCCGUCGGCAUCCUAAGGUUUCUGAUGCAUGCCGAAAACGGCGGAAGGGAGAGGGCAUAACGACGUUUAUUCAGCAGCCUGAUGUCGAGGUGCUGCUGCGCAACAGCCGGUCCAUGCUGGCCUUGUCUUCAACCGUCCCGGCGGUAGGCGUCCCAAGAAUGAGGUCGAGAGCAGAAGGACCAGGGCCACCUAUGCGGUUGGCUGCACCAGUCCAGGCGGCCGUGCUGCGCAGGCACACACUCGGUACGGGCCUGGACAUGCAGAUCCUGAUGGGGCCCAAGGUACCGCUCCUGUCGCAUGGUCCAGAGAGAGGUGUGGGGGAGGCGAGCGCUUGCGCCUGCCGGCCGCGCUUUGUAGUAGGAGGAGGGGGUUUCGGGAACCUCGGUACUGAGACAACGGAGGAAUUCGAGUGGGAUGAUGUGAACUGGUUUCUGUCAGGGGUAACGGCUUUCUCAAGGAGGAGUGCGGCCGCGGAUAAGUGA